AUGAGGACGCACCCCUCUCCUCCUCCUGUCUCCCUCGCGCACGCCGCUCAGGGCCGCGCCCCGCGCGACGCCCCUAUCCCUGCAUCGCCGCGCUCACCGCAGUCAUGCCGAGCCCUGGCCGCGCGCCGCCCCGCCCGGCCGUGCCUGUCGUCCCGCGCCGUGCCACCGCCCUGCUACCCCCGCGCACGCAUGGCCGAGUCCCGCUUGCGCUGCUCGCCCCGCUCCCCUCCCCUUUGCUGCUUGCCGCUGCUGCCGUCCCGCCUCUACUACUGCCGCCGUCUGCCACUCGCCUCGCUCCUGCGCCGCUGCUCGCAGCCCCGCCUCCUCUGCUGCUGCCGCGCGCCUCGCCUCCGCCCUCUCCUCCUCCCGCGGCCGCGCCACCGCGCCCGCUCGCGCGCCACUGGCCGCGCCGGCGCCACCCCCUCGCCUCCACCCGUCGUGGUCCCGGCUGACCGCAUCGGCUUGCCCCGCCGUCGGUGCCCCGGCGGCCUCGUCCCGCCCAGCGGGCGAGUACCCGCUCGGGUGCGCCCCCGCGCCCAGGCACCCGCACCCGUGUGCCCGCCCUGCUAA
Aegilops tauschii subsp. strangulata is the source of this 570-nucleotide messenger RNA. NCBI's taxonomy places the organism in Eukaryota, Viridiplantae, Streptophyta, Magnoliopsida, Poales, Poaceae. The record is from RefSeq and is a predicted model, not a curated record.